AUGCUGCUGCUCGCAUACAUUCUUCUUUCGUUCCAGGCUACCACCCUCGGCAACACCCAGACAAACAUUCCGCGCAGAGAGACGAUGACCAAGGUGGUACGAUUCCAGUUCUACAUCUCGCCUUACGCACGCACACGAUAUAUCAACGAGAACCGCAAGGUGGAGGACCUCGUGCAGUUCGUUGCAUCUGAACUAGAGCGUGCUCUCAAUCUGUACCUGGAGAAAAGCGACAGACCGGUCACCAUCAGCUUUGUGCCGAUCUUUAUACGUGAGAUACCACCUGAGAUUGAGCUGGACAGGUGCGAUACUAACAUGCUUGAGCUGGGUACAAUGCUGAACAGCUUUAACCUGGAGACAAGCGAUACGUCCAUCAUUGCCGUCCUAUCGUGCGACUCGAAGCCUUAUGAGGGCGUGUUCAUCACAAGGGAGCAGGAGGUGCCGUACAUUGCGCACACCCUGUCAUCACAGUGCACGACCAGAACACUGAUCUUUUUGGAGACUGAGGAGCCUAAGUUUUUGGCAGCAGUGAGCACGGCCAUGAUACGUGCUGCUGGUGUGGAUGUGCUCAACCCGCUGCUGUUCGAGGAGGUAAUCAACGGUGAUUCGGGGAUCAGGUACGAUAUUAGGGUGAACAAUGAAACAAUGGAAAAGAUCAAGGAGAACAGAUGCUUCUACAACCACUAAAUUAAUAAAAGUUUAUAUUAAUCAUGAAAA
Vavraia culicis subsp. floridensis is the source of this 714-nucleotide messenger RNA. RefSeq lists its product as uncharacterized. The transcript has a single exon. The record is from RefSeq and is a predicted model, not a curated record. NCBI's taxonomy places the organism in Eukaryota, Fungi, Microsporidia, Pleistophoridae. Bases 1 to 684 code for a protein of 227 amino acids.